Choloepus didactylus (southern two-toed sloth) is the source of this 1620-nucleotide messenger RNA. RefSeq names its product tyrosine-protein kinase BTK-like. The record is from RefSeq and is a predicted model, not a curated record. Lineage: Eukaryota; Metazoa; Chordata; Mammalia; Pilosa; Megalonychidae. Gene Ontology annotation, biological process: B cell receptor signaling pathway; adaptive immune response; T cell receptor signaling pathway. Gene Ontology annotation, molecular function: non-membrane spanning protein tyrosine kinase activity; ATP binding; protein binding.
AUGCACUGCUGUGAAAUAUCAUUAGUAAUCCAGUACAACAGUGAUCUGGUACAGAAAUACCACCCUUGUUUCUGGAUCGAUGGGCAGUAUCUCUGCUGCUCUCAGACAGCCAAAAAUGCUAUGGGCUGCCAAAUUUUGGAGAACAGGAAUGGAAGCUUAAAACCUGGGAGUUCUUACCGAAAAACCAAAAAGCCUCUUCCCCCAACUCCUGAGGCGGACCAGAUCUUGAAAAAGCCAUUGCCCCCUGAGCCAACAGCAGCCCCUGUCUCCUCAAGUGAGCUGAAAAAGGUUGUGGCCCUUUACGAUUAUAUGCCAAUGAAUGUGAAUGACCUACAGCUGCAGAAGGGUGAAGAGUAUUUUAUCCUGGAGGAGAGCAACUUACCAUGGUGGAGGGCACGGGAUAAAAAUGGGCAGGAAGGAUACAUCCCUAAUAACUAUGUCAAAGCAGAAGACUCCAUGGAAAUGUAUGAGUGGUAUUCCAAGCACAUGACUCGGAGUCAAGCUGAGCAACUGCUAAAGCAAGAGGGGAAAGAAGGAGGUUUCAUUGUCAGAGAUUCCAGCAAAGCUGGAAAAUAUACUGUGUCUGUGUUUGCUAAAUCUACAGGGGACCCUCAAGGAGUGAUACGUCAUUAUGUUGUGUGUUCCAUGCCUCAGAGCCAGUAUUACUUGGCUGAGAAGCACCUUUUCAGCACCAUCCCUGAGCUCAUUAACUACCAUCAACAUAACUCUGCAGGACUCAUAUCCAGGCUCAAAUAUCCAGUGUCUCAACAAAACAAGAAUGCGCCUUCCACGGCAGGCCUGGGCUACGGAUCAUGGGAGAUUGAUCCAAAGGACCUGACAUUCUUGAAGGAGCUGGGGACUGGACAAUUUGGAGUAGUGAAGUAUGGGAAAUGGAGAGGCCAGUAUGAUGUGGCCAUCAAAAUGAUCAGAGAAGGCUCCAUGUCUGAGGAUGAGUUCAUUGAAGAAGCUAAAGUCAUGAUGAAUCUUUCCCAUGAGAAGCUGGUGCAGUUGUAUGGCGUAUGUACCAAACAGUGCCCCAUCUUCAUCAUCACUGAGUACAUGGCCAAUGGCUGCCUCCUGAACUACCUGAGGGAGAUGCGCCACCGCUUCCAGACUCAGCAGCUACUGGAGAUGUGCAAGGAUGUCUGUGAAGCCAUGGAAUACCUGGAAUCAAAGCAGUUCCUUCACCUCAGCCAAGGGCUGAGGGCUGCUCGAAACUGUUUGGUAAACGAUCAAGGAGUUGUUAAAGUAUCUAACUUCGGCCUGUCCAGAUAUGUCCUGGAUGAUGAAUACACAAGCUCAGUAGGCUCCAAAUUUCCAGUUCGGUGGUCUCCACCAGAAGUCCUUAUGUAUAGCAAGUUCAGCAGCAAAUCUGACAUUUGGACUUUUGGGGUUUUGAUGUGGGAAAUUUACUCUCUGGGGAAGAUGCCAUAUGAGAGAUUUACUAACAGUGAGACUGCUGAACACAUUGCCCAAGGCCUACGUCUCUACAGGCCUCAUCUGGCUUCAGAGAGAGUAUAUACCAUUAUGUACAGCUGCUGGCAUGAGAAAGCAGAUGAACGUCCUACGUUCAAAAUUCUUCUCAGCAACAUUCUAGAUGUCAUGGACGAAGAAUCCUGA